Solanum dulcamara is the source of this 1091-nucleotide messenger RNA. Its product is annotated as 60S ribosomal protein L22-2-like. Gene Ontology annotation, molecular function: RNA binding; structural constituent of ribosome. Gene Ontology annotation, cellular component: ribosome. The transcript has 3 exons. NCBI's taxonomy places the organism in Eukaryota, Viridiplantae, Streptophyta, Magnoliopsida, Solanales, Solanaceae. Bases 397 to 771 code for a protein of 124 amino acids. Gene Ontology annotation, biological process: cytoplasmic translation. The record is from RefSeq and is a predicted model, not a curated record.
UAAUUAUACAGAAUCACCUACUUCCAUACACUCACAGUCGGCCACCUAUGCUCGAACUUUUUCUCCGGUGAUGAACUUUUUUUCUUGAGAUCUGAUGAUUUUUGUUUUGUUUUUUCAGUAUUUGAAUAAUAGUAGAAGAGAAACAAAGACUGUAAAGAUGAGCCGAGCAGCAGCAGCAAACAGCGAAGGGGGCAACCUUCGUGAUUGACUGUUCGAAGCCAGUGGAUGAUAAUAUCACGGAGAUUGCUUCUUUUGACAAGUUCCUUCAAGAGAGAAUUAAGGUUGGUGGAAAAGCUGGUGCUCUUGGGGAUUCCGUUACUGUCACUCGUGACAAGAACAAAAUCACCGUCACUUGCAAUUUCACUUUUUUCAAGAGAAGAGAAAUAGAGUGUAAAGAUGAGCCGAACAGCAGCAGCAGUUAAGGGCGGUAAGAAGAAGGGGGCAACCUUCGUGAUUGACUGUUCGAAGCCAGUGGAUGACAAUAUCAUGGAGAUUGCUUCUCUUGAUAAGUUCCUUCAAGAGAGAAUUAAGGUUGGUGGAAAAGCUGGUGCUCUUGGGGAUUCCGUUACUGUCUCCCGUGACAAGAACAAAAUCACCGUCACUUGCAACUCCGCUUUUUCCAAGAGGUACCUCAAGUACCUUGUCAAGAAGUACUUGAAGAAAAAUAACGUCAGGGAUUGGCUUAGGGUGAUUGCUUCCAACAAGGACAGGAAUGUUUAUGAAUUGCGCUACUUCAACAUUGCUGAGAAUGAAGCAGAUGAAGAAGAUUAAAUAUGGCCAUUCAAUGUCUCGCUUUAUCUUCUUUAUGCGGCUUUCUCAUUUUGAUCCUUAUAUCAUCUGUUCGUAUUACUAAUGAGUCUUGUCUUCUCUAUUCUAGAUUAUUGUUUUGCAGUUUGCUUAUCAGUAAAAGAAAACAUUACUUUGAUGAUUUGGUUUGUUUAUCUUUUGGGGUCUACUAUGCAAAAGUCACAUGUAAUUUAAUUUGGGUACAUGGGAGCUAUCAACAAGGUUAAAGUUUAGGUAGGACAAAUAGGGAAGGGUAAAAUGUAUAUCCAAACAUAUUUUUAAAUAUUUAAAAUUUAAAAUUUCAA